Molecule: messenger RNA, 1134 nt
Organism: Gymnogyps californianus (California condor)
Lineage: Eukaryota; Metazoa; Chordata; Aves; Accipitriformes; Cathartidae
Product: C-C chemokine receptor type 8-like
Exons: 2
Coding region: 1-1134 (377 amino acids)
Biological process (GO): immune response; chemotaxis; G protein-coupled receptor signaling pathway
Cellular component (GO): membrane
Molecular function (GO): chemokine receptor activity
Source: RefSeq, a predicted model, not a curated record
AUGGAGGGGAACUUGACAUACCUGCCAGGCAGAGGCGGCUCCGAGGACAUGUUGGUGGAUUACACGUCACCAACAUCUAACUCCUCUGCAGCCUAUGAAUACGCCGCCUUCUACCCAGAACUGGACAUCAGCUGUGAUCUUGAAAAUAUUCCAGCAUUUGCAUCUACCUUUUUUCCAGUGCUGUACUCCCUGCUGUUCGUGAUCGGCCUCGUGGGAAAUGCUUUGGUUGUUUGGGUCCUAACAGUCUUCAAGAAAGUCAGGGCCAUGACUGACGUGUAUCUGCUGAACCUCGCCAUCUCUGACCUCCUCUUUGUUUUCUCCCUCCCCUUCUUGGUUCAGUACUCCAUCGUGAGCCAGUGGACUUUUGGAAAUGCAAUGUGUAAAAUCAUCAGCUCAGCUUACUUCAUUGGUUUCUACAGCAGCGCCUUCUUCAUAACCGUCAUGAGCAUCGACAGGUACUUUGCCAUUGUCCAGUCUGUCUACGCUCUACAGGUUCGGACAACUGCCUAUGGGGUUAUCACCAGCCUGGUCCUUUGGGCAGUCGCCAUUUUAGCAUCAGCGCCAGACUUAAUUUUUUUCCAGGAAACGAAUGACAAUAACCGGACUAAGUGCAUCCCUCACUAUCCUGACAGCAACAAUGGCUGGAAGACUUUCAGUAAUUUUGAAGUCAACAUCCUGGGGUGGCUGAUCCCUGUUGGUGUCCUCGUUUUCUGCUACUGCAGCAUCUUGAAAAACCUGCAGAAGUGCCAUACUCAGGACAAGUACAAAGCAAUGAAACUGGUUUUUAUUGUCGUCAUUGUGUUCUUCCUCUUCUGGACUCCCAUCAACAUCGUGCUUUUUCUGGACUCUCUGAGGAACAUGUACAUCAUCGAUGACUGCCAGACAAGCCAAAGGCUAGACCUAGCCACGGAGCUGGCUGAGGCGCUCUCCUUCGUCCACUGCUGCCUCAACCCGGUAAUCUAUGCAUUCGUGGGUGAGAAGUUCAAGAAGCAUCUCCGCGAAGCUUUCAGAAAAUAUGCACGUUUUCUGUUGGUCUGCAAAGACUAUAGUGCUUUUGAUAGGCGCAGCCUGGACAAGCACUCCUCUCUGCACGUGACGUCCUCACAGUCGUCUUUUGUUGGCACUGUCUUGUAG